CCAAGUUGAUUAUCUACUCUGUUGCCCAACAAAACAUGAACACAACGAUUUUCUUACUUCACAGAAAAUAAGAUGACUUUAGCAUGCUGCACUUAAAAUUAGAUCAUUUUUGGACGAUACCAAAUCAUGUGGCGGUUAAAAUUGCACUUGAUCUUAAAAAGCUUCUUGUUGACAACAGCCUUCUUGAUGUCUCUCAGGCAGAUUUAGAGGCAAACUUGUUUAAGCUUAUGGAGCGGAGAGGUUUUGGAGAAGAGUAUAUAAAACGUUAUAAAAUGAUAACAAGAUUUUACCACCAGAGAGUUCCUCUUGUUAUUCUUGUUUGUGGUACGGCCUGUGUUGGCAAGUCUACUAUUGCUACACAACUAGCACAACGCCUCAACUUGCCAAAUGUCUUGCAGACAGAAAUGGUGUAUGAAUUGCUGCGCACAUCAACAGAUGCACCUUUGACGUCUCCUCCAGUAUGGGCACGAGAUUUCAGCUCAUCUGAGGAAUUAAUAACUGAAUUUUGCAGAGAAUGCAGAAUAAUAUGGAAAGGUUUGGCUGGCGAUUUGAGAAAAGCAAUGAAAGAUGGUAAACCGAUUAUAAUUGAGGUAUUGAUCACGCCCAACUAUGCCUUAUAA
Molecule: messenger RNA, 620 nt
Organism: Nicotiana attenuata
Lineage: Eukaryota; Viridiplantae; Streptophyta; Magnoliopsida; Solanales; Solanaceae
Exons: 8
Coding region: 84-620 (178 amino acids)
Source: RefSeq, a predicted model, not a curated record